AUGGGCACCAGGAGAGCCUCGAGGCUUGGUGAGGGUACUGCGGAGGCGCGAGUACUCAUUGCUCUGCGCGAUUCUCUGGAGAUGGUCGAGAGCGGUUUGGAGCGGUUGAUGGAUCAGGAGCAGGUUCUGCAGCAGCAGCUGCAGCUGGAGCAAGCUCAGCAGCAGCGGGAGACGCAAGAGUGGGGGCCGAGAGGGCGGGUGAAGAAUUCAACGAGCCACAGUAGCAGGGAACAACGUGGAGGGGAACGCGGAAGAGCAUUGGCGGACGCGCGCGGAAGAACAGCGGCGGAGCUGCAGAUGGCGCUGCGCGUGGUGUGGUCGCAGGGGGAGAGCCAUCGCGGCCGCGAGGAAGUGGUGGUGAGGGAACUGCUUCACUUCGUCGCCAGUGUCGCCCAGAUCCUGCCAGGAGCAGAUAAUUCCGUAGCAGAAGAAACCCCAGCACGACACGAUGACAGGCAACCUUCUGGACCUCUAGAGCCUCCCCCCGUUUCUACUGCCUCACGCCUGGUCCCCCUGCCUCUGCUGCCACUGCAGCGCCUAGCCCAUCCUUUCCUGAACAAUAGCUUCCGUCUUGUUGACGCUCUUACGGGCGGCAUGGCUCAGCAGGUUUCGUCUGGGUUCUCAGGCUUGCUCCGGAACGUGUGCAGCAAGCCGAACCUGUUUUCCAAGCCUCUCGGUCAGCUUGGGUCCUUGGGCGGCACGGUGCUCGGAUUGGGCGGCGCAGUGGGGGUUACUGUAGGUUUGGCGCUCAUGGCUGCUAAUGCUGCAAACGGAGGGGUUACUAACGGGGUGUAUCAGCGAGUAGGGGUGCCUCUGAGGGUGGAAGCAGGGAAAAGGGAGUGGGGACGGCAGGUUGAUGCUGAGGAGCAAAAGUACUGGGCUGAUGAGUACAGUGCGAGAGUGUAUGCUGGUACUGGGCAUGACAGUAACGAGUACAGUCCUGGUAUGGAGGGGCAUAGAGAGUGGGGCGGAGGGGAGGCUGAGGAAAAGGUGAGUAUUCCUGUGGAGGAGGGAGAUGAGAGGGGAGGGGAGGAAGUGAUGGGUUAUGCGGAGAUAGUGGGAGGACUGGUAGCGCCUGUGGUGCGCGGGGAAGGGUAUGGAAUGCAUGGGGUAGGGUAUGGGAAAGGGUAUGGGGAAAGGUAUGGGGAAGGUGUCUCUUCUCCCAGCACUUCCUCUGGAAAUUCCUUCAAAGGAUCUUCUCCUGUCAUAGCUACCUCUUCUGGGAGUGAUGCCCCUGUCCGUGUGCAUGAGAUGGUGGGGGACUCGCCUCUGCAUGUGGUGAGUGAGUGGGAGGGGAUAGGCGGAGGAGGGGAGGAGAAGGAGGGGGCACUGCAUGUGCUGAGGCAGUGGGAAGGCGGGCAGGAGGACGACUGGGGGGGUGCUCAGUGGGACUGGCUUGCAGAGGAAGAUGAUGAGGAGGGGUUUGUGAGAGAAGAGGUGGAGGAGUGGGAAGGGAGGAGCGAAGGGGUGAGUGAGGGUGGGGGGUUGAUGGGAGCAGGUUGGGGUUGGGAGGAAGAGGAGGGUGAUGUAAGGGGUGGGUUGCAUGGUGAUGAGGAUGGGACUGCAGUGUGGCAGCAGGGGCCUAUCCCAGGGGGGUCUAUGGGAGGUUCUACCCAGGGGUCUGUCUCUUUGUUAGGGGUGCGGCAAAAGGAGGAAGUGCAUGGUGAUGAUGGUGGUGGUGACGCUCUGGGGCAGCAGCAGCGGAAGUGGUCCCAUGACCACCAGGCAUCAGUGGGGGAAGCGGUGUCACUGGAGCGGAAGGAGGGGAGACGCAGUGAUUUGGUGGGUCUGAGUGCUGAAGAAGAGAGGGGACAUAUUGAAGGACGAAGCAUUGGUGGUGGUGUGGAGCGUAGGGAUGUUAGAUAUGAUGGAGACAGGUGCGAGGUUCUCAUUUCGCUCAAUGGCAGCACAACGGUCAUUUCGUCCGGCCUGCUCAAGCCGUUCGCGAGCCACAUAAAGGCGGUGGAGGAUCAGCUCAGCAGCGGCUCGCACCUUAUCAAGCUCGACCCGCGCACACGCACGCAUUUCCUGAAGCUUCAGAGGCAGAAGCUGCGGGGGGGAUAUGUUCCGCCUGUGGAGGAGGAGGACGGCGCGGAUGUUGACGAGUUGAUCUCUUGGUUCACUCGAACCACCGUGGAAAGGGCGGUGUCGUUCAUCAGCUCCCCAGGGCUCAUCGAGCACGCCGUGGCGAUCGAGAGGGAGUUGCUGCACCUCGAAGAAUCGCUCACCGCCGAUCCCUCUGCCUCUCCCGCCGCCGACUUCGCCCAGAUUUCCCUCUCACACUCUACCCACUCACCGACCCUCCUUCUCUCCUCCUUAUCUCUCCCUCUCCCCUUCUUUCUCCCUCACUCUCGCUCGUCCCCAUCCGGCUCUCCCCCCCUUUCUGUCUCACAGAACGGGUUGCGAACGGUGGCGGAGAGCAACGGCAACGAGGAAGGAGGCGAGCUCAUCAUGCGCAUCCGCAAGGCGAUGCACAUGCGCCUGGGCAUGCUGAGGCGCGAGCAGAACGUGGCGGUGGCGCGCGCAGCAGCGGGCGGAUUCACGCGCGACAUCCUCUCGUCGCUGCUGCUCUUCGCCGACUGCUUCGACGCUCUGCGCCUUAAGCAAGCGUGCGUCCAAUUCUCCACGCUCCUCCUCCGCCGCGAGCUCCAAGCCAACCCGCCGCCCGCCGCCCCCCCCGCCGUGUCCGCAGUCUGGCUUCCCCUCGCCCCGGAUGCCGCCACCACCGCCGACCCCGCGGACGCCGCCGAGUCCGGCAGAGACUCCCCCGCUGCGGACGCAGCGGCUGCGGCUGCUGGACCCUUCGCUAUAGGCACUCCCGUUGGUGGUGCCGGCCAUACCGGCCCGUACUCCUUCGUACCGAUGUAUACUUCCGGUUCGUCUGGCUACACACCCGGCAACCCCUUCCCCUAUGGCCUCGUGGCUGUAGCCCCCGGUGCUACAGCCGCCGCUGGCCAGUUCCCCGCCGCUACAGACAUGGCGGGGUUCGGGCGCGGAGGGGGGAACGGCGGAGCUCUAGGGGGAGGGCCGCCGGGGGCGGUUAGGAUCGGGGGAAAGCCGGUGUUCGGCGUGCAUCACCACCACUACCACCGCAUGGGGGGCGGCGGGCGGAAGAACCGCGCGGCUGCGCGCAUCUCCCCCAAGCUCCGCUCGUGGGGGAACAGCGGUGGCGCGGGUGGCGCCGGUGCUGGUAACGGCGAGCGGAACGGAGAGCUCGCUGACGUCAGCAGCGCGCGGUACUAUGACUCGGAUUCCGGUCUCCCUGGCGGAAGGGCGCGCGGCGGAGGCGCAAGGGGAGCGGCGAGCGGAGGAGGCGGAGCGGGGGAGGAUAUGGGGAUUAUGUCCGAAGCCGACAGCUUCAUCAGCACCGUUGAUGUGGAUGCGAUGAACGGUGCGGAUGCGGAGAUGCUGGUGCUGGGAGUUGCGGGGCGUCCAGGGAGCGCUGGCGGGGGGUUUGCUGGGAGCCGUGGCUGGAGCAGGGUGAAGGGGGGUGGCGGGGGAGGGGGAAUGGGGGGGAUGCUCCGGCGCAGUGGGAGCGGGAGCCUGUUUGUGCGCCCGUCUGCUGUGGCUGAAGGCUCAGAUGAGUUUGAUGACGCGGAUGAGGAGGAGGACGAGGAGGAUGACGAAGGAGCGGGCUUUCCAGAGGGGAGAAGGCAGCAGCAGCGCAACAAGCAGCGCCAACAGCAGCAGCCGCAGCAGCCGCAGCAGCAGCAGCCGCAGCAGCAGCAGCUGUCACAGCUCGUUCUAGACCCAGAGCUGAUGCGGAGAAUCCAGGAGGUUCAGCUGAUGCAGCCGGGGAACCAGCAGGAGGCGGAGCUGCAGCAGCAGAUGCUGCAGGACCUGCUGGCGCGGCAGCAGCAGCAGCUGCAGAUGCAGAUGCAGCAGCAGGAGCGGCUGCUCCAGCAGCAGCAGCAGAUCCAGCAGCUGCAGCAGGCGAGCAAGCAGCGCGAGGAGCAAGAGCAGAGGGAGAAGGAACAGCAGAGGGAGAAGGAGGAGAAGGAGGAGGAGGAGCAGAGGGCGCUGGAGAAGGAGCUGGCUGGAAAGGACUGGCUUGCGGAUCCCACCACUCUGGCGUUCCUGAAGCAGCCUAACACAGCCCCGGGGGCGACAGCAGGAGGCCCGGGCGCAGGGGGAAAUGACAGUGUGUUGUUCGGCAUUGGCAGCGGCAGUGGCAGCGGUGGCAGCGGCAGUGGCAGCGGUGGCAGCGGCAGCGCUGGUUCGGACUCUGGGCCUUUCUCAGACGAUUUCAUGCUCAUGUCUGGUGUCUCCUCUCCUUCCCCCGAUUUCCUCACUGGUGGGGGAGGAGCAGGAGCAGGAGCGGGAGGGGUGUCUGCUUUUGACCGCUCCCGUUCCCUUAACCAGGUGCCUUAUAACGGGGGCGCGAAUCUGGAAGCGGAGAUGCUGGGGGUAGUGGCAGGGGCGGGCGCGGGGGGGGACUCCUCCGCCCGGGAUUUCCUCGGGGAAGAUGCGCUCCGUGGGCCUGUGGACGAAUCUGGACCGUCGAACCACGAGGAUCUGAUGGCGUGGGAGGCGUCGCUGGGUGAGGCGAUGCUGGUGGGAGGAGGGCCGGAUGGUUCUUCCUCUUCGUCCUCUUCUCUAUAUGGAGAUGAUAUGGAGCUUAGCCUUGCUGCUGAGAGGGCUGCAGGAGAAUCAGCAGGAAGGGGCGUGGGAAGGAAAGUUGGGCCAGGAGGAGUGGGAGCGAGGGGAGUGGGGGGGGCGGGGAGAGGGCAGGGAGUGGUGGGGAGCGGUGUGGCGGGGCGAGCUGGGAUUGGCGCGCGUGGGCGGAGUUUGUCGUCGUCUUCUGCUGUUGUUGCGGGAGCAGGACGUGGCAGGGGCCGGGCGACAAACCCGCAGGACCGUGUUCUGAUGGAGAUGGAGAGGAAGCAGCAGGAGGCCGCUCGCCGCAGGGAGGAGGAGAAGAAGCGGCAGCAGGAGGCGAGGCAGCAGCACCUCAAGCGUGGGGCGACAGGCCUCGUCCGUUCCACCUCCACCUCGGGCAUUGAGAGGCGCCGCACCACCCCUGCCACGUCUGCUACUACCGGCGUUACCAGUGGUAACCGCACUGCUACCGCCGGUGGGGCUGCUAGGGGUACCCUUGGGUCCCUUGCUGGUAGCAGGUCCCUCUCCCAGCAGCAUACUGCUUCCUCUGCCAUGAGACUCGCCGCUGCUGGGGCUACAGCUGGUGGUGCUGCUGGUGGUGGGUCGUCUGUUUCUGGGGCUGCACGGGUAGCUGGGCGUGUUGCCGCACGGCCCUCGAGCCCUGACCUGUGCCGGGCCGGGCAGCGGAAAGUUUUGUCCAGCCCGGGGUCGGGACCGCGGAGCAGUGAGCAGCAGCAGGGGCAAGAGAAGGAGAGAGAGAAGCCAGGAAAGGAGAACAAGGGGAAGGAGGCCAGCGCAUCACCAGCGGCACCACUCACAAUGGCAGCAGGGGGAGGAGUGAAUGUUGGGGGAGCAGCUGUCUACCACCACCCCCCUGGCAUGCCGCAUCACUCCCCAUACGGGUCCCUCCCAGAGGCAGGUGGGGUGGCACAAGGGCGACGGGCAAGCAUGGAGGGCCAGGAGAAACUCGGGAUGCUGAAUAAUGGCGUCCAUAUGACCAAUGCUUACGGGUAUACUGCACAUACUGCACCCCAUCAGAGCCACCCUGCUGCUGCGCCUAUGCUUGUUCAUGGGGGUCCCGGUGGGGCAAGCCCUGCGGCUGUGGGGUUUGGCGAGGGGCUUAGAGAGGCAAGGCUGAAGCAGGAGCGGGAGUAUUUGGAUAUGUUGAGGGAGAGAGAGGCUGCGUGGGUUGGAUCGGAGCAAGAUGGGGGGGAGAAGAAGAAAUCGUCUGGCUUGAGGAAGCUGUUUGGUGGCUUCGGAAAGUAG
Closterium sp. NIES-65 is the source of this 5865-nucleotide messenger RNA. NCBI's taxonomy places the organism in Eukaryota, Viridiplantae, Streptophyta, Zygnematophyceae, Desmidiales, Closteriaceae. The record is from the annotation of a GenBank genome assembly.